Messenger RNA from Colossoma macropomum (tambaqui), 5464 nucleotides. RefSeq names its product leucine rich repeat containing 8 VRAC subunit Ab (gene lrrc8ab). NCBI's taxonomy places the organism in Eukaryota, Metazoa, Chordata, Actinopteri, Characiformes, Serrasalmidae. Bases 442 to 2814 code for a protein of 790 amino acids. The record is from RefSeq and is a predicted model, not a curated record. The transcript is spliced from 4 exons. Gene Ontology annotation, molecular function: protein binding.
CUACAUUGAAAAGAAAGCUGCGGUUAGCUUCUGGUAGGGUUUAUUCCCAUCACUAGCGGUCCUUUAUCCUGGGAUAAAUGAUCCGUCGAAAGAUGAGCUCAUGAUGAACAUGACUGACAGCAGCACAUGCGGAAAUCUGUGCCUCAUCCUGACAAAACAGGGGCUGUGAUGAGUGCCAAUUCCUGACUGAACAUGUGGACUAUUAGGUAACAUAUAAUGGUGCACAGAGGAGAGACUACUUGAGACACUGCCCUCCCCAAGACAAACAGGAUUUGAACUUUGGGGUCAUGGACUCUCUUUCCAUAGCCAGAAGAGACAAUUCUUGAGUGUUAUUAGCGGAAGCCGCUAAUAAUAGCUGACAAGAAAGCCAAAUUGUUCUCUUGGUGGAGACUUGUUCUUACAAAUGAAGCCAGGACAGAGAGUCCUCGCCUCUGAUGAAUCAUGAUUCCCAUCACUGAGCUGCGCUACUUUGUGGAUACACAGCCUGCGUAUCGCAUUUUGAAGCCAUGGUGGGAUGUAUUCACAGACUAUUUGUCUGUUGUGAUGCUGAUGAUUGCAGUAUUUGGAGGGACUUUGCAAGUCACCCAGGACAAGAUGAUCUGCCUACCCUGCAAAUGGGUAGUAAACAAAACCUGUCAGAAGUAUUUUGAGCCAGCCUUCGAGCCGCAAGGAAUCCAAUAUGACCUUGACAGACACCAGUACAACUAUGUCGAUGCUGUGUGUUAUGAAAACAAGCUCCACUGGUUCGCUAAGUAUUUCCCAUAUUUGGUGCUGCUGCAUACACUCAUCUUUCUGGCUUGCAGCAACUUUUGGUUCAAGUUCCCUUGGACCAGCUCCAAGCUGGAACAUUUUGUCUCCAUUCUUUUGAAGUGUUUUGACUCACCAUGGACUACGCGGGCGCUGUCGGAGACAGUGGUUGAGGAGAGCGAUCCUAAAGCUCUAGGGAAGAUGAACGGUUCCAUCGAUAAAAAGGCAUCAUAUGUGAGUGAAGACGUAGAGGCGAGCGUUCCAAUGCUAUCUGCAACAAAAUCUCGUUUUGAGCAAGGAAUUGUCGAUCACUCUGAAACCGGCGUGCUGGAUAAAAAGGAGGGCGAGCAGGCUAAGGCCUUGUUUGAGAAGGUUAAGAAAUUUAGGCUCCACGUUGAAGAAGGAGAUAUAGUCUACAGGCUUUACAUCCGACAGACUAUUAUCAAAGUAGUCAAAUUCAUCCUCAUUAUCUGUUACACUGGUUACUAUGUCCACAACAUUCAAUUCAGUGUGGACUGUAGUGUGGACAUUGAGAAUCUUACUGGUUAUCAGAUGUAUAAUUGUGCCCAUCCACUUGCCACUCUUUUCAAGAUAUUAGCAUGCUUUUAUAUAAGCCUCGUUGUUGUGUAUGGGAUGAUCUGUGUGUACACCCUCAGCUGGAUGCUGCGGCGUUCCCUCAAAAAGUAUUCAUUUGAAUCGAUCAGAGAAGAGAGUAGCUAUAGUGACAUUCCAGAUGUGAAAAAUGAUUUUGCCUUCAUGUUGCACAUGAUUGACCAGUAUGAUCCCCUCUACUCUAAGCGCUUUGCAGUGUUCCUCUCAGAAGUUAGUGAGAAUAAACUUCGUCAGCUUAACCUCAACAACGAGUGGACGCUGGACAAACUCCGGCAGAGAAUCACUAAGAACUCUCAAGAUAAGCUAGAGCUGCAUCUUUUUAUGCUCAGUGGCAUUCCAGACACAGUCUUUGACCUGCUGGAGCUGGAGGUCCUCAAGCUGGAGCUUAUCCCUGAUAUCACCAUCCCUCCAAUUAUUGCCCAGCUCAUAAACCUGAGAGAAAUGUGGCUGUAUCACACGCCAGCUAAAAUAGAAGCGCCAGCUCUGGCAUUUCUGAGAGAAAACCUGAAAUCCUUGCACAUAAAAUUCACUGACAUCAAAGAGAUACCUCUUUGGAUCUACAGCUUGAAGAACCUGAGUGAGUUACACCUUACAGGGAACCUGAGCGCUGAGAACAAUCGUUACAUUGUGAUUGACGGCCUGCGAGAACUAAAGCGACUGAAGGUUCUUAGGCUAAAGAGCAACCUGACUAAGCUGCCUCAGGUAGUGACUGAUGUUGGAAUGCAUCUACAGAAGCUGUCGAUCAAUAACGAGGGCACCAAGCUGAUGGUUCUCAAUAGCUUGAAGAAAAUGGUCAACCUGACAGAGCUGGAGCUCAUUCGCUGUGAUCUGGAGCGCAUCCCCCAUUCCAUCUUCAGUCUCCACAACCUGCAGGAGAUUGACCUGAAAGACAACAACCUGAAGACCAUUGAGGAGAUCAUCAGCUUUCAGCAUCUUUAUCGACUCGUCUGCCUGAAACUUUGGUACAACCAGAUUGCCUACAUUCCCAUCCAGAUAGGCACUUUGACCAACCUGGAGCGCCUCUACUUGAAUCGAAACAAGAUUGAGAAAAUACCAAGUCAACUCUUUUUCUGCCGCAAGCUGAGAUAUCUUGAUUUAAGUCAUAACAAUCUAACCAACAUCCCAGCCGACAUCGGAAGUCUUCAGAAUCUUCAGUAUUUUGCCAUAACUGCCAACAGGAUUGAGAAACUUCCUCCUGAGUUGUUCCAGUGUAAAAAGCUGCGUACACUCAACCUGGGUAACAACUGCCUGCUGUCCCUGCCCUCUCGCUUCGGGGAGCUGACCAACCUGACCCAGCUGGAGCUGAGAGGGAACCGGCUGGAGGGCCUCCCUGUGGAGCUUGGGGAGUGUCGUCUCCUGAAGCGCAGCUGCCUCAUCGUCGAGGAGAGCAUUUUCAACACUCUUCCCUCAGAAGUUAAAGAACAGCUUUGGAGAACUGACAAAGAGGCAGCUUGAGACCACCAGGCACACUGAUGUGAAAGCACCUUCCCAGGUUAGAGAAAGCAGCAGCUGAGCUAUGCUGAGCAGCCCAGAUUAGUGACAUGAAUGAAAGAAUGCUGAGGACAUGUAGUUCUCCAGGACCCCAAGCAACAAUUAUUUAUAGUACACAGUAUGCUGACUGCUUAUGGGAUUAAAUAAAUCUGUUUGGAAGGCGCUAUGAUCCCUGUGCUGUGGGUCUCUGAGUUGAGAAGAGGUGUGACUCAUCUUUGCCUUAAUUACAGUAUCCUGUACAGUGGUGAAAAAAAUACUCUGAAUGAGUCGAGUGUGCAGAUUGACAGUUUUUGUGAGCUGAUGUGUCAUGAGCACUUUAUGGUUGCCUGAACUUCCACAUUUUAGUACUUAACACUUUAUUUCAAAACACUUUUACUCUGCUGAAUUAUUAAUGAAGAUCAACAGGGCUUUAUCUGAGCUAAGAAAACAAUGUUCUUUUGUGAUGUGCAUGAUUGUACAGUUGUACAAUUUGUAAACACUGUCAUUUUAGAGGAUUUGUACACUUUUCCUAGUAGGAAUUAUGAUGCUGAUUUGAGUUGUUGAUUAUGUUACUCAUUUUAAAUACAUAGGAAGGAUUAAGUAGCUGGUAUAUGUGGAUACCUGCAGUGUGUGUAUGUGCGUGUGUGCGUGUGUGUGUCUGUGUGUCUGUGUGUCUGUGUGUGUGUGUGUGUGUGUGUGUGUGUGUAUAUAAACUGACUUUCUUAGCACUGUAAUUGGCUGAACAGCCAUAGUUGAGCACCAGGUUGGACAGCAGAUGUGAUAUAUGUAAAAUAUAUUUUGAUCUGUGGAAGGACAUUAUACGUAUAUUCCAUACACUAACAUUUUUGGUUUCUGCAGUGAAACUCACUGUUCAUCAAAAAAGCAAGAGCCCAGUCACCACUUCACAUGCAUUAUUCAUGUUGUGAUGCUGUGAUUUAUUCCUUUGCUGAUGUUUUAUGCAUUUUAUCUCUCUAUUCUGAAACCACUAAGAGUUUUCUUUUUUUUUGUGAAAGAGACUCUAAUGUACUGUAAGUGUUAUUUUGAUGGGGCUUGCAUGUUUACAUCAUUUGAUUUAACAAUGCAAAAAUAACAGAAGCACACUAAAAAAUACUCCUGAAGUGUAAUGUGGAAGUUCCUCAAUAUGUCAGUGUUUCCUAUAUAUGAAGCAUGUAGAUAAACAUGGUUUUUCAAGAAGCAAAAACUACUUUUAUCUUUUAGGUCAUCAGUUCACUUUGUUGUGGCAGCACCUUACGUUCACCAGUGUACUUACUGUAAAGUUGUCUUGUUACUUUUUAACCAAAGUUUCAGCUUUUCUUUCAAUCUGUAUGUUAAUGUUUGAUGUUCCACUAAAGUAGCAACUAGCAGAGAUCAUGUUGAGGCUGUAUUGUCCUCACAACAUUGCACUUAACAUCAGUGUCAUUCAGAAUGUAUACGUUUAUUUCCAUGUGUGAAAACAAUGCACUGCUGACAAGACAAUCAGAGAUAUAUUCUACGAAGCAUUGGGCUACACUGUAUGAAGUAUUGCGUGAUGGAGGCUUUUCAUCAUUUUAAAUGCAGAAUAUUGUUAAAAUACAUUUGUUUUUAGCACUGACUAAGAGUUCGCUCUCUUAAGUUUUGCCAUUUCAGAGGCCAAACUCUGACCAAGCUGUUUCAUAACCAAUCUACAGCUCAUGUAUUAUGUUACCUCAGUGUUGAUGGAGUUUGGACCUUUUGUUUGUUUUUUGUUUUGUUUUAAAAAGAUAAAGUCUUACUCAGGUAAAUGCCACUCAACUUUGUACUGAUUGAUUAAUUAACCUUUAUUUUUAAAUAUUUUAACAUGACUUUAAUUUAAAGGGAUUUCCAUGCAAUGAGUUUUCUAAUACAGUGUUUUUGAUUACUUUUAUUUAUAUGAUGUAUGUUUAUUAUUUCAGUUAAAAUCAUUUUUUUAAACACUGAAUGGAUUAUUUUAUACAGUAUUGCAUUACAUGUUGACCUACUGUUGACUACUCGUGUAAUUGUGGAUACUUUAGUUUUUCUUUGUUUGAUGUAAGACAAUGUAUGUUAAUCGCUAGCACUGAUAUAUGCAUACAUAGAUGUAGUGAAGUACAACAUGGCUUAAUAAUGUCAAUUAAGCAUUAUUUGUAUAGUCUGUUAUAGGUCUGUAGAUUUAGACAGUAAAUUAUGUAGCAUGUGACUGUAUGUAACUUGACACUAUUAUCAUAUUGCAUUAUAUUGUGAUUUCUGAUUAAAAGCAAUAGCAUUUCCACUGUGACCUCAAGUCACUUUGACACAGGCCUUUGGCCCAAAUCUGAAGAAAUGCCUGACUGAUUUAAGCUCCUUUUUUUGAUAUGUGCCAACGGCACCUUCAGGCGCAUUUUAUUUCCUGAAACACUGUAACUUUUCAUUUCUUUGUUGUUGUUGGGACUCAUGAAUAGUCAUUCAGGCUGGUGCCAAAACAGCAUCAUAUAGUGCUGUAAAUGAAUAGUGUUGUGAGGGCAUUGGUUAGAAGGUUAGACAUUACAUUUCUGUAAGUCAGCAGUGUGUGUUUCUUUAGAUACCCAUCGUAAGCUAUUUUCCCACCUGGUAUAUGUUUUGUGUUCAUUUUUUGGUGUUCCCUGAAUUUAAAUCUCAAUAAACUCAAGGUUAAUCAAUUAAA